CCAACUUUGACUUUUGACCAACCACCCUCUUGAAGAGCAAUGUCUUCAAAGCAAGAUUCCUCUAUUUUUUCCCUGGAGAACGAGGGAGGAGAGGAUGAGAUGAGUCAAGAUAUGGAGACCUGGGAAAAAGAGGACAAAGAGGUCAUGGACCACUCAGGCACACCCCCAGGCUACAACAAAAACCACACAGAGGAGCGUCAGCCAAUCAGCAACCUCCCACCAAAGUCAGAUUUGGACAAUGGAAGUUCAGCCCAACAAGACUCAGAGAGUGGUAAGCUAAGCUCUCCAUAUGUCUACCGGAAUAACUCAACCUCUCCACACAAAGCGGAAGAGCGGAGCGACCACCUCAGUGCAUCAGUGUUUAGUACUCCUGAACGUCGCAAAGGCAGUCUGGCUGACGUGGUGGACACGUUGAAACAGAGAAAGCUGGAGGAGAUGACCAAGACAGAACAGGAUGACACGAACGUGGAUCGGUUACUCUCCAGAGAUUGGAAGGAGAGAGUUGACAGACUGAAUGCCAAUGAGCUGCUGGGAGAAGUCAAAGGAACUCCAGAGAGUUUAGAGGAGAAAGAGAGACAGCUCUCCACUAUGAUUACACAGCUUAUCAGCCUGAGGGAGCAGCUCCUGGCCGCCCACGACGAACAGAAGAAGAUGGCGGCCUCUCAGAUGGAAAAACAGAGGCAACAAAUGGAGCUAGCCCGCCAACAGCAGGAGCAGAUUGCACGGCAACAGCAGCAGCUUCUGCAGCAGCAGCACAAGAUCAACGUUCUUCAGCAGCAGAUCCAGGUCCAGGGUCACAUGCCUCCUCUCAUGAUCCCCAUUUUUCCCUCUGAUCAGCGCUCGCUAGCGGCUGCUGCAGCUGCACAACAGGGAUUCAUCUACCCCCCAGGACUGUCAUACAAACCAGGAGAUAACUACCCCAUGCAGUUCAUUCCUUCUACAAUGGCAGCUGCAGCAGCUUCAGGGCUCAGCCCAUUACAGCUACAGCAGCUGUAUGCCGCCCAGCUGGCCAGCAUGCAAAUCUCACCAGGAACCAAGAUGGCCGCCUUCCCACAGCCUCCCAACUCCUCUGGCACCAUCUCGCCAUCAGGCCUCAAGAGUGAGAAACAGUCCACAAGCCCUGUCACUCAAAUGAAGGAUGAGGGGACGCAGCCUCUGAACCUCUCGGCCCGACCCAAGACCAUGGAGCCGCUGCUCUCCCCCAGCUCCCCCCAGCACAGCCUGUUUCCAGGCAACAAGACCAGCUCCGAAAGUCCGAUACCAAACAUGGGACGAGGCUCAUCGCUGGACAUCCUGUCCAGCCUGAACUCAGCAUCAUUGUUCAGGGACCAGGACACAGUGAUGAAGGCCAUCCAGGAGGCGAGGAAGAUCCGGGAGCAGGUACAGAGAGAACAGCUUCAGCAGCAACAGCAGAGCCUGGAGGUCAAACUUUCAGCACUUAGCAACAUGACUCUCAACAGCAGAGAUAAGGAACGGGGCCAGUUUGAGGCUCUAGGGCAUCUAGGGAAACUGGGAGAAGACUUCAAAAUUGGACACAGGGUCAUAGACCUCACCAGACCCGAGGAUCUCGAUGGGGGCAGCAGCGCGGCCGAGGCGCGGAUCUUCAGGGAGUCCCGGGGGAGGCACAGCAAUGAGCCUCACAUUAAGAGGCCCAUGAAUGCCUUUAUGGUCUGGGCAAAAGACGAGAGGAGGAAAAUUUUGCAGGCCUUCCCAGACAUGCACAAUUCCAACAUCAGCAAAAUACUGGGCUCACGCUGGAAAGCCAUGUCUAACCAAGAGAAGCAGCCAUACUAUGAGGAGCAGGCUCGUCUGAGCAAGAUCCACCUGGAAAAGUAUCCUAAUUACAAAUAUAAGCCACGGCCCAAACGCACAUGCAUCAUAGAUGGGAAGAAGUUACGCAUCAGUGAAUACAAGCAAAUGAUGCGCUCUAGACGUCAGGAGAUGCGUCAGUUCUUCAGUGUUGGGCCGCAGCCGCAGUUACCCAUCAGCACAAGUGCAGGCACAGUCUACCCAGGUGGUAUAGCCAUGACUACCACACCGCCCACUCCUCAUAUGACAUCGGACUGCUCAAGUGCGUCAGUAAGCCCCGAACCCAAUAUCCCUGUAAUUCAGAGUACCUUUGAUGUAAAAUUGGAGCCUGGUACCAUGGUAACAGGUGAUGCCAUCAAUGGCAGGGAUGAAAACGAUGUGUUUGACGACUUUGAGAAUGAGCCUAAAUCGGACUACAGUAGUGACAAUGACACACAAGGGACUGUCAACGCUAACUGA
Messenger RNA from Chanos chanos (milkfish), 2268 nucleotides. Its product is annotated as transcription factor SOX-6-like. The record is from RefSeq and is a predicted model, not a curated record. Lineage: Eukaryota; Metazoa; Chordata; Actinopteri; Gonorynchiformes; Chanidae. Gene Ontology annotation, cellular component: nucleus. Gene Ontology annotation, molecular function: DNA-binding transcription factor activity, RNA polymerase II-specific; RNA polymerase II cis-regulatory region sequence-specific DNA binding. Bases 40 to 2268 code for a protein of 742 amino acids. The transcript is spliced from 15 exons. Gene Ontology annotation, biological process: central nervous system development; regulation of transcription by RNA polymerase II; cell fate commitment.